Molecule: messenger RNA, 2658 nt
Organism: Mesorhabditis belari
Lineage: Eukaryota; Metazoa; Nematoda; Chromadorea; Rhabditida; Rhabditidae
Source: the annotation of a GenBank genome assembly
AUGACGACGACAUUUUCGGAAGAACUUGAUGAGGAUGAAUACAUGGAGGAGACUUUUUCGGUGCCAAUUGUGCUCGGAGCCGUAAAUAAUGAUACAGCAAUCAACCAAUAUGCUGGAGAUGAUAUGGAGAUGGAAAUCUGCAUGGAUGAACACAAUUCACACCCAGCCCCUCAUUCAAUAAAGUCUCAGGAAGAGCAAGCCGAACAAAAUGAAAACCCUCUUGUUUCGACCAUCCCGCAACGUGUGAAACAGGAGAUUGAGGAACCUGAACCAAUCAAUGAAACUUCAUAUCAAUCAACGACUCUUCCAAUACUUACACGGCCCGUUAUUUCGCAAUUUGUUCAAUCAGCCUCUGACAAUAUGCGAUCUUCUAUUCAAAAUAGCGAAGAACAAACGCCACAGAUUGAGCCACGGGAAUCAACGACAAAUGAUAUCUCUGAAGGUUCUGCCUGUCCAAAUUCAAAAGAGUUUUUGAAUGAGAAUGAAUCGGUGCGGUUUGCAGUAGCAACUACUUUGGUUUCGGAUUCAUCUCCGGCUAAUGACGAAGCUUCUGAUCUGAGACUUUCGAAUGUGAAAUCGAAUCCUGACAGUGAGCCAGGACAACCACUUUCUCAGGUGGAUAAUACCUCCUCAUUGGCCUCUGUUCCCGAUACUGCAACUUUGUCGGAAGAAACUUUCACGUUUCGGGUCGUUCAAAGUAUCAAUGCACAGAGUACAAGAGAAGGCUCAUCCAAUCUUGAGACAAAACCCGAUGUGCCGUGUACAUUUACUGAAGACUCCGAUGAGGAAAUUCGAAAUGAGUUUACUCAACCAUCAGCUCUUCAUCAAGAUCCACAAGCAAUUGCAGCACAAAGAGUUCAAUCGUUGUUGGAAAUGUUUGAAUCGGGAAACGAACAGCCAAUCACUCAGAACAUACACAAUACGGUUCAUUUAUCUCAAGACGCUUCUUUUCCACUGCCCCUUAUUACAGUAGAUGAUGACGAAGAAACGGUGUCCCGUCCCAACAAUCAACAACCAACUGAAGUUAAACUCGUGUUUCGAACAGGAUCACCACCAUUGUUUGCAAUGCCAUUGAUCCCAUCAACAUAUUUUGAUUUUAACCAAAUAAAUUCGGUGCAUCCAGUUGUGACUGCGUCGAACCGAUUGAUCUGGCCUGGCGUUAGGAUUCCAGUGGAUUUAAGAACAUCCGUUGCUAUCCCGAAGAUUCCGGCUGAGGUUUUGGCAAUCAUGGAGGUUGAUGAUCACCAUGAUAGUGACUUUGAUGAUGAACAUUGUAAGGACACAUUUGCUUCAAGACGGCUACGUAAAAUGCGAAAAGGAGAAACAAUGUCUCCCGAAAUAACACAGGAAAACCCUGGUCUGGAUAAUGCACAGUUUGUUCGAAGCUGCAAUGAAGAAGAACGAAAAGAGAUUCGUCGUAUGAAUGAUGCAAAAAGACAACGAAUCGCAACACCUCCGCUGCCUUUGCCACAAGCACGAGCAAACAAUGUUGGGGCUGACGAUUAUGAAGAUGGAGAAUAUCUAGUGGAAUUCUCCGACAAAUAUUCUCAACAUGGACUUGGAGUUGAGCCGUGUGCACGAAAAUUGGAUAGUUGGCCAAAGAAACCGCUGCUGAAAGAAAUGGUAAAAGAACAUCCAUCAUCUGCACGCACUUCGACCCAACAAACUACCGUAUCUCGGUCAGGUGCCCAAUCGAGCUCUACGUUUUUUUUACCACCUCCAAAUUAUCGCUCUCCUCCCACGUUACCAAAUGCUCAACUGAAAAAGCCCCCUAAUCAGCCACCAAGAAAUAGAGAAUCCUUUGAUCGUCGUUUCGGUGAAAGAGGAUCAAUGUAUCAAUCACCAUCCACUUCACAAGGUUUCCCAGGAAAUAGAUAUCCUAAUAUUGACUCGAGUUCACAUCCUGGUUUUUCUGGAGAAUGUGAUUUUUAUCAUGAAAGAUAUCCAAUGGAUAGACGCCUACAUAUGGAUAUGGGGCAACCGAAUGAUGCAGUGCUUCGUCCACCACCAAUGCAAAGAGGAUCUCAUCUGCAGCCUCCAGCUUUUCGUGGUUCAUCGUCGUGGGAUAAUGCACCGAGAGUAGCCGAUUUACCACAAAUAGCUAACAACAUCGAGCCAGAAACAAUUUCAUAUGGUAGAGCGAAUCGUGGUGAUGCUUGGAAUAACCAACCGAAUACGAGACCUCAAAAUCGGAAUGAUUAUCGAUUUGAUUCUUAUGCCGACUCACAAAUGAACCGUGACGAGGGCAAUGCAGCAGUGAGAGUCCGCCGUGAAAUGCGGCUUGAGCAAUCCACUAAUAGCUACGAUCGAGGCGAUUGGCCUUCUCGACCAAAUACACAUCCGCCUUCGUUUCAGCCACCUUCAAGCUCUGGACAUUAUUAUGAAACAAACUAUAGAAGUAAUGGAAGCAAUUGUGCACCUCGUUUCCCAGUCUCACCAUCAGGAAUUACCCACAAUUCUUCAUCUCAUCAUCCUUCGAUCACCCAACGGCAUGAGUUUCCGCCAAUUUCAACCAAUUUUUUAUCAACAGGAAAUCAGCCAACAGCGAAGUCAAUUGAGGCUCAAGCGUCAAGCGCAAAUCAUAUCGAUGAUUGGGAUGAAGCUAUGGAAACCCUCGAAGCUAGUCUUAAUUUCUAUGCUAGUAAUACAGUUUUAGAA